This is a messenger RNA of Corylus avellana, 2552 nucleotides long. RefSeq names its product scarecrow-like protein 34. Lineage: Eukaryota; Viridiplantae; Streptophyta; Magnoliopsida; Fagales; Betulaceae. The record is from RefSeq and is a predicted model, not a curated record.
GCGCGUUCUUCGAAAGCUCGUGAGCCUAGCAGCUCCAUCCUCUGCUUCUUUUGCUCGCUAUUAUAUAUACAAGAAAAUGCCCCAUAAGGAACGCUAAUCUCUUCCGUCUCGACUCUCAACCUCCACCUUUCUCUUCCUCGUCCGACCGUUCUCUGCAACACUUUGCCGACCAACUGAUGGAUACCUAAGCGUGAAGCUUCUUAGUUUGAAUCUGUAAGCGGUUAUGGAUCCAACCUUUGAUGGGUUGCCGGAUUUCACAAAUGGUUUCUUGUUCAAGGACCAAACCAUCUCACCCAAUUCAAAUCUAGUCCCUGAGUACAAAUUCAAUGUAUCCUCCCCAGACCUUGACUUCCUCGACAACCCAUUUCUGCCACCUGAUCUGGGCACCGCUGAUUUCGAUGUGCCAGUCGCUGCGAACGUUGCAGCUGCUAAUCAGAGCUUGAGCCCGCCGUCUACGGGUACGAGUCUCGGAGGAGACUCGUCCUCGGACGACAGCGAGUUCUCGGAGACGGUUCUCAAGUACAUAAGCCAUAUACUCAUGGAAGAGAACAUAGAGGAAAAACCCUGCCUGUUUUAUGACCCUUUGGGUCUCCAAGUCACCGAGCAAUCGUUCUAUGAUGCUCUCCGUCAGAAAUACCCUCCUUCCCCUAAUCAAUACCACCCACCACCUUAUCAUAUCAAUCACAACGUUGAUAGCCCUGAUGAUGUUCUUUCUGGAAGUAGUGGUGGCGGUGAUUAUGGUACAAGCAGUAGUUCUAGCACUAGCACUAGCACAAGCUAUGAUCCUCAGAUUUUGGCUCAAAACAUUUUUAAUGAUAGUGAAUCUGUGUUGCAAUUUAGAAGGGGGUUAGAAGAAGCUAGUAAAUUUCUUCCUAGGGGUAAUCAGUUGGGUAUUGAUUUGGAGAGUAGCAGAGAAAGCAAGGAGGAGAAGGGCGAGAGGGAGAAUUUACAGGGGCAGGGGUCGAGGGGAAGGAAGAAUCAUGGGAGGGAAGAUAUAGAUUUGGAAGAAGGGAGGAAUAGUAAGCAGUCUGCGGUUUAUGUGGAUGAGAAUGAACUGUCUGAGAUGUUGGAUGAUGCGCUUUCUGCGCUGUGUGUUAACUAUAAAUCCUUGCAGAAUAAAGCAAACAAGGCCUCUCAGUCUCCGCCAAAUCUUGAUUUGCCGAAGAAGGGUCUGGCUAAGAAACAGGGCAAGAAGAAGGAUAAGGAUGCGGUUGAUUUGCCGACCCUUUUGAUUCAAUGUGCACAAGCUGUCGCAGUUGGCGACAGUAGAAUUUCUAAUGAAUUACUGAAGCAGAUUAGGCAGCAUUCUUCUCCUUUUGGUGAUGGGUCUCAGAGAUUGGCUCAUUUCUUUGCUAAUGGGCUUGAAGCACGCUUGGCUGGCACUGGCACAGGAACUCAAAUGUUUUAUGCAUGCUUAGCUUCCAAGAGGGUCUCCGCUUCUGAAAUAUUGAAAGCUUACAAAGUUCAUCUUUCAGCCUGCCUUUUCAAGAGGAUCAUGCUAAUGUUUGCUGUCAAAAUGAUCUGUAAAGUAGCAGAGAAGGCAACAAGUCUUCAUAUUAUAGACUUCGGUAUUGGAUAUGGUUUCCAGUGGCCAAUUCUGAUCCAGAAACUCGCAGAAAGAGCAGGAGGACCUCCCAAGCUACGUAUUACAGGGAUAGAGCGUCCCCAACCCGGAUUCCGGCCGACUGAGGAAAUUGACGAGACGGGGCGCCGCUUGGCAAUGUAUUGCGAGCGGUAUAAUGUUCCUUUUGAGUACCAUGCCAUAGUGUCAAACAAUUGGGAAACCAUCAGAAUUGAGGAGUUAAAGAUUGAUAGAAAUGAGAUGCUUGCUGUGAACUCUUUGAUUUGCUUUAAGAAUCUACUUGAUGAGACCGUUGAAGAGACCAGUCCACGGAAUGCGGUUUUAAGGUUGAUCAGGAGUAUCAAUCCCGACAUAUUUGUCCAUUCUAUUGUUAAUGGAUCCUACAAUGCUCCCUUCUUUGUCACGCGGUUCAAAGAGGCACUUUUCCAUUUCUCUGCAUUGUAUGACACAUUUGAUGUCACCAUAUCCCGUGAAAACCCAGAGAGAUUGAUGUUCGAGAGAGAGUUCUACGGGAGGGAAGCUAUGAAUGUUAUAGCAUGUGAAGGGUUAGAGAGGGUUGAGAGGCCGGAGACGUACAAGCAGUGGCAGGUCCGGACAAUGAGGGCCGGUUUCCGGCAACUUCCCUUGGACCGAGAGCUCGUUAACCUAUUCAGGUCUAAGUUGAAGGAAACUUACCACAAGGAUUUUGUGGUGGAUGAAGACAACCAGUGGUUGCUUCAGGGGUGGAAGGGCAGGAUUGUCUAUGCCUCCUCUUGUUGGGUGCCGGCUUAGGAUUAUUCUUGUACACCGUGUUGUAGACAAGCCGGCGGGCGAGGAUAGUUUAGGAACUUUACAAAAAUCGUUGUUUUUUUUUUUUUUUUCUCGUUGUUUGGUACAUGCACGUGUACUAAACAUGUCUGUAUAAUUAUAAUAAUUAUGUUCUUGAAGUUUCUAUAGAUGUUUUUAUAAUAUAUGGUUGAAAUUACGAGCU